UCAUAUGUUUCUGCCAGCACAAACACACCUGCGCGAUCGCAUAAGGCUAAAUCCUAAUAUCCGAACCGACACGCGCCAUUUCCCGUGCAUUUCCAGGCCCCAAAGUCCCGCUAAAUGGCAACACACCUGCUCCGCAAUGGCGCUACCUGUUGGCUGCUCAGGAACUGCAUUUCCCGACAGGCGACGUUGAGACGCAGCCUGCAUGUGACCUCCAGUCUGGAUAAGUCGGUCUCCUUUAACCUCAGCGACAUCGGGGAGGGCAUUCGCGAGGUGACCGUCAAGGAGUGGUUCGUGAAGGUGGGCGACACUGUGGAGCAGUUCGACAAUCUCUGCGAGGUGCAAUCGGACAAGGCUUCGGUGACCAUCACCAGUCGCUAUGAUGGCAAGAUAACCAAGAUUUACCACAACAUUGAUGAGAUUGCCUUGGUUGGCAAGCCUCUGGUGGAUUUUGAUGUGCUGGAUGAGGAGGGCGAUGACGCAGAAGACUCAUCCUCCUCCUCUGCAUCCUCCGAAAGUUCUGCUAGCGAAACGGCGCGGGAGAAACUAAUUGGAGCAGCCGCCACGUCCACUGGCGGUCGUGUGAUCACUCCCGCUACGCCAUCUGUACGUCGCCUGGCCAAGGAACACCAGUUGGAUCUGGCCAAGGUGCCGGCGACGGGCAAGAAUGGUCGUGUCCUCAAGGGUGAUAUCCUGGAGUUCCUAGGACAGGUGCCUCCGGGUACAAAUGUGCCACAUCCCACACUGGCGACCAAUAAGCCAGAGGCUUCUACUGCACCCGCUGCUUCUGCACCUAUUUCCGUGCCCGCUGAUCGCGUAGAAGUGCUCAAGGGAGUGCGCAAGGCCAUGCUUAAAUCGAUGACUGAAUCCCUGAAAAUUCCGCACUUUGCGUAUAGCGAUGAGAUUGACAUGACCCAGCUGGUGCAAUUCCGCAGCCAACUCCAGGCGGUGGCCAAAGAGAAUGGCGUCCCUAAACUCACGUUCAUGCCGUUUUGCAUUAAGGCCGCCAGCGUUGCGCUUUCCAAGUAUCCCAUUGUUAACAGCUCCCUGGACUUAGCCAGCGAAUCGCUGAUCUUUAAGGGUGCCCACAACAUCAGCGUGGCCAUCGAUACGCCGCAUGGUCUGGUGGUCCCAAACAUCAAGAACUGCCAGGCGAAGAACAUCAUCGAGAUAGCCAAGGAGCUGAACGCACUGGUGGAGCGUGGACGAACUGGCUCCCUGUCCCCAACGGACUUUGCCGACGGCACUUUCUCGCUGUCCAACAUCGGAGUUAUUGGUGGUACCUACACGCACCCCUGCAUUAUGGCGCCCCAGGUGGCCAUCGGUGCGAUGGGAAGGACCAAGGCGGUGCCGCGUUUCAAUGACAAGGAUGAGGUGGUCAAGGCGUAUAUAAUGAGCGUGAGCUGGUCCGCCGACCAUCGCGUUAUCGACGGCGUGACCAUGGCCAGUUUCUCGAACGUGUGGAAGCAGUACCUGGAGCAGCCGGCCCUCUUCCUGCUGCACUAGCCUGCCUGAGACUCGAAAAACGCUAACUCCCACGGAUAAGGCUGUUACCCGAUGCAUUUAUCUAGACAUAUAUAAUUUUGUAAAUUGUACGACAAUCCGUUUUGUUCUGGAGCAUUUGCCAUGUGCCGCCGCCCAUCCCCGAAAUGUGCAUUUAUAGGAGGAAUGCUGCUCUGAGCGGCUCCUCGAUUACUUUAAGCUCCUGGCGCACAUGGCUGGCUUUCCGUUUAACUACUUUUUUGUUUACCUGCAUUUAUCCCUUUUUUUUAGUUUGUUAAGCAGCAGCUUUAGCGUACAGUUCAACUGUAGUGUGUGCAUUUAUUUUAAAGCUUUGUUUUAAUGGCUGUCCAAUAAAUAUCCCAAGCGGUUUAUGUGAA
Molecule: messenger RNA, 1877 nt
Organism: Drosophila suzukii
Lineage: Eukaryota; Metazoa; Arthropoda; Insecta; Diptera; Drosophilidae
Gene: Dbct
Product: Dihydrolipoamide branched chain transacylase E2
Cellular component (GO): cytoplasm; mitochondrion
Molecular function (GO): lipoic acid binding; acetyltransferase activity
Source: RefSeq, a predicted model, not a curated record